Plasmodium gonderi is the source of this 1491-nucleotide messenger RNA. RefSeq lists its product as hypothetical. Lineage: Eukaryota; Apicomplexa; Aconoidasida; Haemosporida; Plasmodiidae. Gene Ontology annotation, cellular component: oligosaccharyltransferase complex. Bases 1 to 1491 code for a protein of 496 amino acids. The transcript has a single exon. The record is from RefSeq and is a predicted model, not a curated record.
AUGACUUACAGAAAGUCUCUGAGAGGUACACCUCUUCUUCUGUCGCUAUCUCUGCUGCAGCUGUCAUUGUUGCUUGUAGUGCUUAUACUGGUAGUGCGACAUUCAGAGUGCCAUUAUGGCAUAUUCGAUGAGGAGGAAUCAAAAUUGGCAAAACUAAAAAAACUGAUAAACAAGAAAAUCAAAUUCGACAUUAAUGACAAGCAUCGAAAAAUAGAAGAAAACGAGAGCGAAAACGAGAAGGAAAAUGAGAAGGAUCACAUUUCAUUCAUAUAUAUACACGAACUAACUCUUAACGAUUAUGUUGAUUAUGUCUUGAAUAAGGCGAAGAAUUAUGAUUGUGUCUUAUUUUUAAUAGAUGUCGAGAGUUCUAAUGGAGUUGCCAAGUUUGAUAGGAGAAGCCUCAUCUUACUAGAGUUAUUUAACCGGGUUGCAAGAGAAUACACUUGGGAGAAUUUUCCUCUGUACAAUGAGGGAGAAGUUGCAGAUGGUACCUACUCGAGAGAUGCUACCAAUUCGAGAGAUGCUACCAAUUCGAGAGAUGCUACCAAUUCGAGAGAUGCUACCAAAUCGAGAGAUACUCCGUUAUACAGAAAAGGGAAAACUGCAGCUGUAUGGGAGACUAUUACAAUUGCCAAGUCAACGAUGAGAGACACGAACCCGAAUGGAUACGUGGAUGUGAAAAGAGGAGGAUACAAGCACAGAUUGGCAUUGCCCAUUUUCUUUUUUUAUGUGAAUUUUCAUAAACAAAACAUGAUCCCGUUGAAAUAUAUGCACGGAGUCGACAGCAUUCCAGAAUUUGUAUACAUAGGGGAGAAGACAUUCGAACAUUCAGAUCAUUAUGCAAGAAUUCAACAGAAUUUUAUGUUGCAAUAUUAUUUAAAGAAUGUGAAACGGUUGAGUGAAAAAGAGAAAGGAAAACUAACCAACAAAGAGAUUGAAGAAUAUUUUAAAGAAUUUAUAUAUGUGCAUAAUAAUGACAAAACGGAGAUGAAAUAUUUAGAAGGGUAUUAUUUUCAAAAUAUAAAUAUGUAUCUCCUAAUGGUUAUUCUAAUUGUGAUAUUUUCCAUUUUGUAUCUACUCUUACAAUUAUUGCAGAAAUGGAACUGUUUUAUGUUUAUCUGUUCUUAUAUUUUGUAUUUAACUUGCCUUAGUGGUAUUUUCCAUUGUUUAAUUAACAAAUCUGAGCUUUACAACACAACGAAAGAUUUAGAUUCUCUGCUUCAUAAGUAUGUCUAUCGCUCUACUAGUGCACAGUAUGUGUACGAAGGUGUUGCUUUUUCUCUUUUCAUUUUUAUUAUUACUUUUGCAUUUUUUCUCAUAUUUAAGUGUUCUACCAAUAAAUUUAUGACACGUACCGGUAGAAAUUUGUUUAUUACCCUCCUUCUUCUUCUUACUUAUGUUUCCCUCGACGUCAUUCAUGAAAUUAAUCUAUACAAAGUAUAUUACUCAACUUAUUUUUUCAUCCCACCCGUGAAGUUUUUUCACAAGUAG